AUGAAAUUUUCCGAUUUUUUCAUCGCGACAGGGUCGCUGAUUGUUAGCACUCGCUGUAUCAGAAGUCAAUAUCAAGAAUGCUUCGAUAUAUCGAGCCUUUCUCUCCUCCUCAAAAACGACACAAUACCCGAGAUUCCAUCCUCCAGCCUCGGCCCAACAUCAGAGCUUACAACUGCCAUUUUUGUCUGCACAUCAAUUGGACUGAUAGCAUGGAUUCACGAUAUUGGGAAACAUGAGAAACUGCACUCUCCAAUGGUCAUUCUUGCCUUCGGUUCAUCGGUUUUUCUCUGGAUCGAGUUUGCGGCUCCGGUGGAGAUUUAUCUUUUUGUUAUAUUCCCCUGGAUCUUGUUAGUGGGGCUAUUGAUUAGCAGAAUACAUGAUGCGGUUUGGAGGAAGAAAGGCUUGCCGGCAUCGGAAGAGAAAAGGGGCAGUGGUUGUAUGUUUGAUUACCUAGUAUACUGA
Molecule: messenger RNA, 462 nt
Organism: Botrytis deweyae
Lineage: Eukaryota; Fungi; Ascomycota; Leotiomycetes; Helotiales; Sclerotiniaceae
Exons: 2
Coding region: 1-462 (153 amino acids)
Source: RefSeq, a predicted model, not a curated record